AUGAAACGAGGAGUGUUUGUAUUUGUGCCUUUGUACUCUGUCUCGGUGUUCGUACUUGGUGCCUCUAUAACAGCUGGUGUAUUCGUAUUUCAAGUAGCAGUAGCGCCCCUCAUAUUCAAAUACUCGAAGACUUUUCGAAGACACUUAGUCUUUUUUAACGCGGUACAAUGGCCUGUAAGCAUAAAUUACGAAAAUCCUUCGGAAAGUGGUGUCGAAGGAGCGAGGAAUUUGAGCAUCGAGUACAAAUCCAAAGUAGACAACUGUGAUAUUACAAUCGGUAUUUGGCACAUUUUACCAAUGUCGACGUAUGAAAAGUUAAAAGGCAGCUUUGAAAGUGCAGAUAAAGAGCAACUACAUAAAUUGAUGGAUGAAGAAUUGAUCAAUUCGAAAACUCCCAUUAUGAUGUAUUUUCAUGGUAAUUCAAGCUCUCGCGCCUCCGACCACAGAGUCAAACUGUACAAGUUCUUCCAGAAAAUGGACUACCAUACCAUCGCUUUUGAUUAUCGGGGGUACGGCGACUCAACAAACGUAACGCCCAGUGAAGAUGGUGUUGUAGAAGACUCACUGAUAGUGUACGAUUGGCUUCAAAAUACUAUACAAAAAUCGGAAAAUAAACCCCCUCUAUACCUAUGGGGGCAUUCUUUGGGGACAGGAAUCUCAUCCCACCUUCUCGGUAAUUUACCGGAACUGUCGAAGAAUGUUCUAGAAAAAUCUGAACCCUUACCGCAGCCUAAUGGUCUCAUAUUAGAAUCUCCGUUUAGUUGUUUGGCUGAUGAAAUGCAUUAUCACCCUAUUGCUUCGCUAGUAUCAUGGCUGCCAUAUUUCGAGGCGGCGUUUGUGACUCCAUUCAAAGUGCACAAAGGCCAGCAGUUCUUUUCGGACAAACACUUGUGUCGAACGCCGACUUUGCCCAUUCUGAUACUGCACGCACGGGACGACGUCAUCGUACCACAUCUUAUAGGGAAAAAGUUGUACAAAACUAUAUUAGAAUCUCGAGCUAACGGCGGAGCGACCAUCAAACUUCACUCGUACGAUAAGAAAGAAAAAUUAGGCCACAAAUGGAUUUGCAACGCCAAAGAUCUGCCUGAUGUUGUUGGUGACUUCGUAACGAAUCAUCAA
Molecule: messenger RNA, 1119 nt
Organism: Brenthis ino (lesser marbled fritillary)
Lineage: Eukaryota; Metazoa; Arthropoda; Insecta; Lepidoptera; Nymphalidae
Source: the annotation of a GenBank genome assembly